AUGACAGCAACAAACAACAACAGCAACUUUAUCGUUUCUGAUGAAAAUAUCAUUGAUUCAUUAGCUGAGGAAUUAGUUGUGACAGAAACUAAAACCCUCAACGAAAGAAUUGGUGAAAACAAGAUUGAUUUACAUAACUACCUCAAACACGAUGGAGGAAGAGGAAGGAAAACUGGUAUGGCUUUAUUAGUAAAUAAAAUUUCAAAUUUAACGAUUAUAGAUGUUGAUAUCAAUAAAUCAUACAAUGAUGAACUUAAAGAAACAGUUAGAAAAGAUAUUUUAUCAAAACUUUCGGAUAAAGAUGUUAUCGUUAAAACCGCUUCAGGAGGUCUUCACAUUUAUUGUAACACUAAUUUCUUCUAUUCAGUUUCGAACAGAAUGAUUAAAUGCUAUUCCUGCAAUGAUUACGAUAUUGAUAUCAUGACUUCUAUGGAUGA
Messenger RNA from Trichomonas vaginalis G3, 437 nucleotides. Its product is annotated as Prim-pol domain family. NCBI's taxonomy places the organism in Eukaryota, Parabasalia, Trichomonadida, Trichomonadidae. The record is from RefSeq and is a predicted model, not a curated record. The transcript has a single exon. The annotation marks the transcript as partial.